AUGAAUUUGUUGAAAUGUGAACUGUGUUUCGGACUGACCGUAAUCUUCAUGCUCAACAAUGUUUGUGCAAUCAAGCAUAUCGAAGCCAACCCGGACGCGAAGAGACUGUACGACGAUUUGCUCAGCAACUACAAUAGGCUAAUCAGACCAGUCAUCAACCACACAGAGUCGCUCACAGUGUGGCUGAGCCUCAAAUUAUCUCAGCUGAUCGAGAUGAACCUCAAAAACCAAAUAAUGACCACCAAUUUAUGGGUAGUGCAAAAAUGGUACGAUUACAAGUUGAGAUGGGAUCCAGAAGAAUACGGAGGGGUAGAAAUGUUAUACGUCCCAUCGGAGCAUAUUUGGUUACCAGAUAUCGUUCUUUUCAACAAUGCAGACGGAAACUACGAGGUGACCUUGAUGACCAAGGCUACCCUUUCGUAUACGGGGGAGGUAAUAUGGAAGCCACCAUCCAUCUACAAAUCCUCGUGCGAAAUAAACGUCCAAUAUUUUCCGUUUGAUGAGCAGAGUUGCCUGAUGAAGUUCGGGUCUUGGACGUACAACGGUCUCCAGAUCGACUUGAAACAUAUGGAUCAAAUUUCUGGAAGCAAUAUAGUGAAAGUGGGAAUUGAUUUAUCAGAAUUCUACCUAUCUGUGGAAUGGGAUAUUCUGGCAGUACCAGCCACAAGAAACGAAGAGUACUAUCCUUGUUGUGCAGAACCGUAUUCAGACAUAACGUUCAAAAUAACCAUGCGUCGCAAAACCCUCUUCUACACAGUGAACCUGAUCAUCCCUUGCGUGGGCAUCACCUUCCUCACGGUGCUGGUGUUCUACCUACCCUCCGAUUCGGGGGAGAAAGUCACCCUGUGCGUCUCCAUCCUGCUGUCGCUCACCGUAUUCUUCCUGCUGCUGGCAGAAAUCAUCCCCCCCACUUCGCUAGCGGUACCCCUGCUGGGGAAGUACCUGUUGUUCACGAUGAUCCUGGUGACGUCAUCCAUCUGGGUGACCGUCUGUGUGCUCAAUGUUCAUUUCAGGUCUCCGUCUACGCAUAAAAUGUCUCCGACUUUCAGGAAGAUUUUUCUGCAUUUUAUGCCAAAACUAUUGAUCAUGAGGCGAACCACCUAUUCCUUACCCGAAUAUGAUGAUUCUCAACCCCCUAGGGGUUAUACUAGUGAUUUGGACAUGCAGUUGAACAUGGCAGAACCGUUUACUACUGAUUUCAAAAUCACAACUCGGGAACCUAGUUUUGUGCUGCAAAAUAUUGAACAGGAUGAUGGAAAAAUGAAGGCACAUUCUUCUAUGACUGGUUCAUCGAAUAUUACUCCGAGAGUUCUAUCUGCUAAUGUGUUAGCUGCUUUUCAAGGAGUCCGAUUUAUAGCUCAACAUAUCAGAGAUGCAGAUAAAGACAAUGAGAUUGUGGAGGACUGGAAAUUCGUGUCUAUGGUGCUCGACAGAUUUUUCCUGUGGGUUUUCACGAUAGCGUGUAUCGGAGGAACGUGUGGCAUUAUUUUUCAAGCACCUUCCCUGUACGAUACUAGAGUACCCGUUGAUCAAAUCCUCAGUUUGAUACCAAUGAACAAAAUUGCUCAACUGCCUGCUUCACACGUUCCCAUUUUUUAA
Messenger RNA from Phaedon cochleariae (mustard beetle), 1599 nucleotides. The record is from the annotation of a GenBank genome assembly. Lineage: Eukaryota; Metazoa; Arthropoda; Insecta; Coleoptera; Chrysomelidae.